UGGGAGGAGCAAAAGCAGCGGCAGGAGGGGUGAGGGAGGAGGAAGCGGCGGCGGCUGUCGAUGUCGAUAUAGAUUCCCUUCGCCGUCGCAUGGGAUUGAAUUCUCCACGUCCAGGUACUCGACCUCCAAAACCAUGGGAGGGAGCUGUGAGUUCAUCUGGUCGUGCACCAUUUAAGCCACCAUCCCCCGGGAGCACCCCUGAUGUUGUGGAAUCAUCUGAUGCAAGGUGUCGUGAAUUUCUUCCAUCGGAUAUCGAUCCUUAUUUAUCAGAAUACUCAGUCCAUGUCCAUGACUGCUCUCCUCCAGCUUUUUGAUCGUUCUGGAUUGUUAUAUGGCGAGCUCGCGAGAUUUGUACUGAGAAUAUUGGGUUUCCGAACGAGGCCUAGAAAACAUUGACGAUUGCGACCUGGCAAAGUUCCUCCCCCUUCCGGGCAGCAUUUCCUCGAGGGACCAAAAGCUUCUUGCGGAUCGCUGGAUGGUGUUCGGGGUGUUGAUGUCAAGGGAUCGAGUUAGACCGAUGUCAAAUUCAUCAAAGUCAAGCAUAUGGAAGCCAAAAGCAUGUGCCCACCAUGAUAAUAUUCACUCAGUCAUCAAGAAGGGUCUGAUUCCUAUCAUUAAUGGGCAGUAGCUGUGUAAUUUGUUCCCAUCUUUCUUGUAUGAGAUGUGUGACUACAUUUUGGUGAGUUCCGAACUCUUCGGUUUAUGUGUUUCUUUGCCAAGUUUGUAGAUCUGUGGGUGAGUGGAGAAAACAUGGUCGACUUUGUGGGAGUCAUGCUAAUUCUGAUUCAAGGCUGUGCAUCCUCAAGAUGGAUAUAUGAAGUAGAUGAUUAUGUCUGGAGGGUUUUUGCACAGCCUAAAUACAAUGGUGUUGGGUUGGAUCAGAAUUGGACUUCA
Musa acuminata subsp. malaccensis (wild Malaysian banana) is the source of this 894-nucleotide messenger RNA. RefSeq names its product peroxisomal membrane protein 13. NCBI's taxonomy places the organism in Eukaryota, Viridiplantae, Streptophyta, Magnoliopsida, Zingiberales, Musaceae. The record is from RefSeq and is a predicted model, not a curated record.